Molecule: messenger RNA, 1606 nt
Organism: Sphaeroforma arctica JP610
Lineage: Eukaryota; Ichthyosporea; Ichthyophonida
Exons: 5
Molecular function (GO): protein-phosphatidylethanolamide deconjugating activity
Source: RefSeq, a predicted model, not a curated record
AGGUUGGAGGUGGCAAAAAUCAAGCGACGAGGAUCCCUCAGACACAACUAACCACAGCACCGACUCGAACUCGAACCCGAACUCUGACGGGACAGAGAAUGGUAUAUCUGUACCAUCCAGUCCACAUACACGUUCAAACGCAUAUUCACCACCACACAAAUACAAAGAGCCACAUAUACUCUCACCUAGAAGCUCCUCGGAGAACGAGAGGUAUAGGCAAGUGAUAUCGUGUUUCAGAGACGCGCCAACAUCUCCAUACUCCAUACACGCGAUAGCAUAUGAGGGCGUUGCGCUGGACAAGCAUAUAGGCCAGUGGUUUGGUCCAACUACGGUAGCACAGGCGAUAAGGAGGCUGUGUGAGCACGAACAGUUGAAGCCGCUGCAUGCGCAUGCACACGCGGCGGAGGAGGAGCCCGUGUCUAAGCCGAUCCCACUGCAGCACACGACGUCAAUAGGCAGUGACAGCAUUGGGAUAGCUAUAGGAGGCAAGGAGGAAGGUCUGACGAUAGCCACCUACAUUGCUAUGGACGGUGUGGUGGGCAAAGAUGAUAUGGAUAUCGCCUUGUAUUCAUACAUUGAGCGCAAACAGAAAGCUCACGUGGCUGCAACAGCGCAACGGCGGGCUAAAAAGGCUAAGAUAGUGCUCCAAAAAGACGGUCAAAGAGGCGUCUCGAAGGCAUGUAGGAGUUACAAUGCAACUGAACCUCGUGCGAGAAGUAAAAGCAGGGAGGCUGGUGAAGCAGUUCAAAAUGCAAAAGACAUGGGUUCAGCUGGGAACAGAGAUGAGAUUUAUAGUUGCGGAGAGUCAAACGAGGUGAAACACGGUUUGAGGGAUGACUGGGACGGUUUAGACGUUACGGACACGGACAUACACAACAUGGAUACACACCAACAAUCACACGCUCAAGCCGACAGGGCUGCGAGCAAGGACAUCAGUACACACACAGAGAUACAUUACGAUUUGAAGAACCCGGCAGAUGGUUAUAGUAAUAGACACACUAAGGCUCAGACCAACACAGGGUUGGGAAGCGCAAAGAAUAGGAUAGAAGACAGAUAUAAGGAGGAUAUAGAUGGGGAAGGGGGGUAUGUCCUGGCGGAGGGUGUGCGUACCCCAGAAGCCGACCGCGAUGCUGGACUGGUUGAGGGUGGACUGGUACCUGUGGGGAAUGUAGGAAAGGAUUACGAUGUGAUCUCACUGGAUAAGAGUUUAAGUGUAAACAGGACGCUACAGGGUAUGAGUAUAAGUGAGAAGACAGAUGAAGACACAGACAGUGAUGAGUGUAUAGAUACGCCUGUGCACAGGCACGGGCGUGAAGGGGAAACGGAGGAUAAGUCACGGACGCACGAGGAGGAACAAGAAGAACUCGACAAUACACCGCUCUUGCUGAUGAUACCUCUCCGUCUGGGUCUCGACUACAUCAAUACUUGCUAUAUCCAUCAGUUGAAGAAAGUCCUGAUGAUGCCGAGUUCAACUGGUUUUAUUGGCGGCAAGCCUAAUUCAGCCUACUAUUUUAUUGGUUACAAAGGCAGCGACGUGAUAUUUAUCGAUCCCCAUUUAACCCAGCCGACAGUCGCCACUCAAGCGAACGGUCGGAUAAAUACCGAA